GGGGCGGCCCGAGCGCCGCCCCGCGCGACGGCUUCCCAGUGCGCCGGGCGUCUCGCUCGUCUGCUCCGCCGCCACCAGCUGCUGCCUGCGUCCGCGCCCGGCAUGGCUGGCAAAGCGCACAGGCUAAGUGCUGAGGAGAGGGACCAGCUGCUGCCAAACCUGCGGGCCGUGGGGUGGAACGAGCUGGAAGGCCGGGAUGCCAUCUUCAAGCAGUUCCAUUUCAAAGACUUCAAUCGGGCUUUUGGCUUCAUGACAAGAGUGGCUCUUCAGGCUGAGAAAUUGGACCACCAUCCUGAAUGGUUUAACGUGUACAACAAGUCCUAGACUCCCAGGCCUCUACACUGCUUCAGAUGCACAACAGGAAUUUUCAGUUAUCCCAAGUGAGUUUCUAAGGAAUCUACACGUAGACUUUCUGCAAAGAUACAAGGCAUGAACUGAAUGAACUUCACUGCUUUCCUAGGAGAUCUGGGAAAUCCAAUUUCCUUGGCCAGAAGGUGCUUUCAACAGCCAAAGAAUGUGUCUGUACCUUUUUUGGGUAUUUAUUAUAUGAUGCCUUGCAUCUUUACUAAUUGUUUUUGCUUAGGUUGCAUCCCUAAGUGCCUAGCACUGAGGUCAACACUCUGUAAAUGUCUGGGACAAAACCCACUAUCUAAGACACAGACUGACUAAGACAAAGGGACUGAAACCACUGUUACUUUUUGUUUAAAUUUUGGAGUAUUUCCUUUCAGUCCUGAGAUCUUACUGUAUGUACAAUGUCAUACCCUCUUCUCAUUUACAGCAUUUUCUACAUUAUUAAAAAUUCUUCCUAAACGUAUUUUUCAGUGUUACCACAGUAGUCCAUCAAAUGAGCGUAACUUACUGUUGGAUAGUUAAGCUGCUUGUUAUUUGAUUAUUUCUAACAAUGUUAAAGCUGUAAAGAUUCAGAACCACUUCCUUAUUUAACAGAUGAAGUAAUGAAUUAAUGAGCUAGAAAGAGGUCUAGAAAUCAGCAAGCUGAGUCAGGUGUCCAAAAGUACAUUGAUGUGACCACAGGUGGAGGAGAAAAGAGUAAACGAAUUUUGUGGAAGUUGUGAGAUAAUAUGGUAUAGGGUAAAAAGAAGAAAAUACAGACCAGAGAUGGAGAAAUUGAGAAUGAAAAGAUUAUAUGGUCAAGACCUAAAAAGAUAAUCUCAAAAGCAAAAUUUCCCAGAGGUACAGGAAAAGAAAGUAACGAGAAUGUGUUAAGGUAAUACAAUAAGAAAUGCCAGUGUAAGAACGACAAUGCUUGGCUCUUUACAGUUUACAAAUUCCUUUCACACCACUUAUGCCACUCGAUCCUCCCAUUUUACUGCGAGGAAACAGGCCAACAGGCUUAAGGGUGUUGCCCAAGGUGCCAUGGCUAGAAACCUCCUCCUACCACAGAACUCAGAUUUCUGUUGAUGAACUGCAGACAGUCCCACAGUUUAAGUCAACAUGAGCUAGUAAGGAUGGAGCAGGAUUAAAGGAGAGAUCACACCUUAGAGGGUUCCAGCCCUGCCCGGCCCCACCCUCCUGCCACCUCCAGUUCUUAUCUACCCGUGUCUGUCCUGUGUUCCGCAAUUACCCUCCCCCCUCAGAAGGGUACCCGGAAUUUGAAGAUCAGCAAAAUUUAUCACUAGACGGACCUUAGACUCCUCUAAGGCAACAUACUAAAAGUGACUGGAUGUUCAGUAAUACGUGGAAUACUUCUACAUGAGCAAGGUGCUGAAGAAAUCGGCAGUUCUAUCAAAAUUACCUCCGAUCUCUGGCGGGAAGACAUUUCUAUCUGUGUCUAAAAUUCAAGUUGGAAGUUACAAAAUAAAAAAUGUGUUGUGUGUGUAUAUGUAUUAAAGCAAUAUGAAAUUGCCAAUAUUCAACAAUUUUUGACCGACAAAAACUACAUUUUAUAUGAUUCAAGCAGAUUCAGAUACAGAAAGAGAUACAGAUACAUAAAUGGUGGUUAUCUCUAGGUAAUAAGAUUUGAAUUUUUUUCUUAUGGUUUAGCUACAUUGCCUAAUUUUAUACAAUGAACAUGUACUGCUUUUAUAAUAAGAAAAAAUGUUAUUAAAAAUAAAACAACCACAAUGGCUUGGAGUUCACGAAGAUUCAGAUGCCACAUACCAUUAACACACUGCUCCUGUUAAUUUUCUCAUCGUGUACUCAGAAGCCAGCACAUUCUUUUUUGAACGCUAAAGGCAAGUAAGUACCUGAGACCUACGACGGCUUGCUUCAACUACCGGUUAAGCAAAAUGCACACGGGCACCGAGGACUGCACAAUGGAAAACAGAAGUGAAAACCUAAAGCUAAUACUAAUCACAGCAAAGAAAUAUAAACCUCAAGAUCUCUGGCCUUAGUUUGGAUUUACAAAUGCACCAUCUUAAAAGGAAAGGUACACAGAAUGGUGGCUGCCAGGAGCCGGGGAGAGGGAGUCGUGGGAGGUUUGUGUUUAAUGGGUACAGAGCUUACAAUGAUGAGAGAGUCCUAGAGAAGGACGGUGGGGAUGGCUGCACAGCAAUGUGAAUGCACCUAAUGCCACUGAACUGUCCACUUAAA
Delphinapterus leucas (beluga whale) is the source of this 2550-nucleotide messenger RNA. The record is from RefSeq and is a predicted model, not a curated record. NCBI's taxonomy places the organism in Eukaryota, Metazoa, Chordata, Mammalia, Artiodactyla, Monodontidae.